Messenger RNA from Cylicostephanus goldi, 984 nucleotides. Lineage: Eukaryota; Metazoa; Nematoda; Chromadorea; Rhabditida; Strongylidae. The record is from the annotation of a GenBank genome assembly.
GAUACACUAGAAGAACACGUAGAGGAGGAGGAGGAGCAGGAGAAAAGCUCAAGAAAGAAAGAUAAGAAGCACAAAAAGCAUAAGAAACAUAAGCGAAGCAGGGAAGGUGAAGACGAAGGCGGUAGUGAGUCAAAACAUCGUCACAAGCGGAAGAAGGAAAAGAAAGAGAAGAAGGAAAAACGAAAGAAGGAGAAAAAGCAUAAGCGAGAUAAGGGAGAGGCUAGUGAUCAUAAGGAGGACUUCGAUAGAGAGGCGAUUUCGCGUUCUAGAGACGAAGAGGAUGAUCGCAGACAUCGAGAAGAGGCUAUUGUGGACAAAGACGUUAAACGCGAAAACCGUGAAGACAUCAAGGAUGAACGAAGAGAAUCAGAAAGCGAUAGCCACAAGAAGAAAGAGGAGCACAAGUCUAGGAUGUAUGACGAACGAGAGGAAAGGAGGCGUGAUGAAAGGAAACAUGAUGAGAAACAUCACGAGAAAAAUCGAGGAGAAGCUCAUGAAAGCCGGAAACGCGAUAGAAGUCAAGAAAGGAGUGAAAAACAUAGGCAUAAAAGUCGCGAAAGAUCCGAGCGGAAACAUAGAGAGCAUUCUAGCAAGAAGAAAGAAAGAGAUAGUAGCCGUGAAAGGUUUACAGAAGAGCGCCGGCAGGACACAGAUCGGAAAGAAGACUUGGUGUCAAAAGAGAGAAGUGAAAGAAGUAAACCCUUGCAGCCUCAGAAGAGUACCAGUAGUGGCAGUAAGCAAGAAAAUGCCACAUCUGAAGCAGCCAGACGUCAGCCUCCAUCCCAGUCGAAUAUACCUUCUUCGUCGUCUGUCAGUCGAGCUGCAGAUAGCCAAAGCAAGACGAAUGUUGAUUCCAAUGCUUUGGCACGAAAGCACAAGGAUGUUGCAGCGCUUCGUGAUCGCGAUGAGCCUCAACUGAAGAAGCAAAAGCAGGUAUGCAAAAUUUACGAAACUAUUCUUAAGAACAUCUUUAACUUAAAACUG